AUGAGGGUGCAAUGUCCAGAGAACCCAUGUGAGGUCUCCAUCAUCAAUUUCCAAGAUGCACAUAGCUUGGAAGAAGAGGUUGAAAGCUUGAAGUGCCUUGUAGAUUCAAUCAACGGCAGAUCAUGUGAGGUCGAAUCGCAAUUCUGGGACUACUGUGAUGCAAAAGAACAGGAAUCACUGUUGCAGAAGCUGAAGCUCGAGUGUCUGGGUUUGAAGCUCGAGUGCCUGGAAGCCCAGAAUCAGAGGCUUGAGGCCACCAUUUCCAAACAACAAGGAGCUCUUGAAAGCCUCGAGUCUAUGAGAACAGAGCUCAAAUGUCUAUGGUGGAAGGCCAAAAAGUUGUCCAAACUAAAUAGGCUUCAUUUGCAUGAAGCUCGUCGGCAGGCUCUGAUUCUGGAUUCUCGAGAUGCCGAGUUAUCAAAGAUCAAUGAGGAGCUGAAAGGAGUAAAAGAUAUAGCUGAUCAACUACUGAAGGGAAAGAAAGUCUUAGAUUCAAGGAUGGAUUCAUUUACGGCAAAUUAUCAAUCUGCAUCAGAGGUUAGUAUUUCAGCCCGCCCCUCAUUUGAGUACAUUAUAAUGCUUGUUGUAGCGACUGAAUAG
Molecule: messenger RNA, 600 nt
Organism: Musa acuminata subsp. malaccensis (wild Malaysian banana)
Lineage: Eukaryota; Viridiplantae; Streptophyta; Magnoliopsida; Zingiberales; Musaceae
Source: RefSeq, a predicted model, not a curated record